Molecule: messenger RNA, 1261 nt
Organism: Scaptodrosophila lebanonensis
Lineage: Eukaryota; Metazoa; Arthropoda; Insecta; Diptera; Drosophilidae
Product: guanine nucleotide-binding protein subunit beta-like protein
Exons: 2
Coding region: 145-1104 (319 amino acids)
Biological process (GO): rescue of stalled cytosolic ribosome; positive regulation of protein phosphorylation
Cellular component (GO): cytosol; nucleus
Molecular function (GO): protein kinase C binding; translation regulator activity; ribosome binding
Source: RefSeq, a predicted model, not a curated record
UAAGGGUCUAUCAUUGCUCCGUUGAAUAACAUUUAAAUUUUAUAAAAUAUAGUUAAAAUAUCUUAAAUUCCUUGAAUAAGCAAAUAAUAAUCUUAGAAUCUAGUAAGCCAUUGUUUUUUGUGUGAAUCGUAGAGCUUCAUCAACAUGCCAGAGGUCAUUCAAUUAGCUGGUGUACUUGCCGGACACAGCGGUUGGGUUACACAAGUGGCGCCGCAUCCACGUGAUCCCGAAAUAUUGGUCUCAGCAUCGCGUGACAAGACCAUCAUUGUUUGGCGCUUGACACGCGAUUGUCAGAGCAACUACGGCUACCCACUGAAGCGUCACUAUGGACACUCACAUUUUAUCAGCGACGUGGUUCUCUCAUCGGAUGGAAACUAUGCGUUGUCCGGCUCUUGGGAUCAUACCUUGCGCUUGUGGGACCUCACUGCCAGUGUAACUACACACCGCUUUGAGGGUCACACCAAGGAUGUGCUUUCAGUAGCCUUCUCGCCGGACAAUAGGCAGAUUGUGUCCGGAUCGCGUGAUCGCACGAUCAAACUGUGGAAUACCUUGGCCGACUGCAAGUACACCAUUCGCGAGGAGUGUCACAGCGAUUGGGUGUCCUGCGUACGGUUCUCGCCAAAGCAAGCAAAUCCACUUAUUGUCUCGUGCGGCUGGGAUCGCACGGUUAAGGUGUGGAACCUGACCAACUGCAAGUUGCGUAACAAUCAUCAUGGUCAUACUGGCUAUCUUACCACGGUAGCUGUCUCUCCCGACGGCUCGCUCUGCACGUCAGGCGGCAAAGAUGCCAAGGUUCUCUUCUGGGACCUCAGCGAUGGUCGCAACUUGUAUCCCCUGAACCAUCACGAUGUUGUCAAUGCAAUGGCCUUCUCCCCCAGUCGCUACUGGCUCUGCGUCGCAUGUGCCUCCACCAUUACUGUAUGGGAUUUGGCUUCCAAGAAGGCUGUGUUCGAAUUGUGGCUGGACGAUGUGACGCCCACCACAAAGGGAGAUCAGCCACACUGUUUGUCGCUGGCAUGGUCCAGUGAUGGCCAAACUCUCUAUGCUGGCUACUCAGACAAUAUGGUUCGGGUCUGGCAGGUUUUAUCUGGCGCUACCGCUUAGUAAAACAAACUCUGGCCAUCUAGUCGCACACAUAAGGUGCAUUGUAAAAUGAAAAAUAUUUUGAUAUCUACAUAUAAGCUGAUUUGUUUAUUCUAUGUUAUAAAACACUCAAACACUUUUCUUUAACGAUGCAAAUAUCUUCUUAUUUUUAAACAUA